Molecule: messenger RNA, 2370 nt
Organism: Micropterus salmoides (largemouth bass)
Lineage: Eukaryota; Metazoa; Chordata; Actinopteri; Centrarchiformes; Centrarchidae
Product: peroxisomal N(1)-acetyl-spermine/spermidine oxidase-like
Exons: 10
Coding region: 1-1503 (500 amino acids)
Molecular function (GO): polyamine oxidase activity
Source: RefSeq, a predicted model, not a curated record
AUGAGAGUGGACGCUAAAAUAGUUAUAAUAGGAUGCGGGAUAUCAGGUGUAUCAGCGGCACACAGGCUCGUUGAAGCUGGGUUUCAUCAUGUGCGGAUACUUGAAGCGAGCGCAAGAAGCGGGGGACGAAUAAAAACAGGCAGACUGGGUGAUAAUAUUGUUGAGAUCGGGGCAAACUGGAUUCAUGGACCGUCCAAUGAAAACCCAGUGUUUUGCCUGGCCCGUCAGUACGGGCUCCUGGAUCCAGAGGCCCUCAACCCAGAGAACCAGGCCGCGGACGUCGGAGGACAUCCCCCCUGGGUUCCCAACGUCUUCAGCAGUUCAGGUCGGAAGCUGACUGUUGAGGACAUCCAGCCUGCUAUAGAGAUGUUUGCUGAGCUGCUGAAUGAAAGUUCAGAAUUUCAGAGUCAAGGAGGAGAACCCUGGCCCUGUUUGGGAGAUUUCAUACGGUCAGAGGUGCAAAAACGAGCAGCAGAUAAGUGGAAAGAUAUUGAUGCAACCUCUAGAUCUCUGCAACUGUGUGUGAUCAGUAACAUGAUGAAGGUGGAGUGCUGUGUUAAUGGGUCUCACAGCAUGGAUGAGAUGGGCCUGGGGGCCUUUGGCCUGUACAAGACUCUACCUGGACUGGACUGCACAUUCCCAGGUGGUUAUGAAGGUCUAAUCAAAAACCUGAUGUUGGAGCUUCCCAGUGGUUUAGUGACCUACAAUAAGCCUGUGCGCUGUGUCCACUGGAGCAACACAGAGAAGAAAGAAAACCCUGUGGUGAUUGAGUGUGACACUGGGGAGAGGAUCGCUGCUGAUCAUGUUGUUGUCACUGUACCUCUAGGAUACCUUAAGAAGCACCACUCAGCCCUGUUCCGGCCUCCCCUCCCUCUACACAAGCUGCACUCCAUCCAGAGACUAGGUUUUGGGACAAACAACAAAAUAUUUGUGGAGUUUGAUUCGCCUUGGUGGGAUGCUGACUGUGAGGUCAUCCAUCUCGUGUGGGAAGAUGAGGAUGUCAUGGUGGACCAGGUGCCAGAUGUACAGAGAUCCUGGAUAAAGAAGUUGUUUGGCUUCACUGUGCUCAAACCCACUGAAAGGUAUGGCCAUGUUCUGUGCGGCUGGAUCGCUGGGCACGAGUCAGAGUAUAUGGAGACACUGUCUGAACAGGAGGUCACACACAGCAUCACACAACUCAUCCGCAGGUUUACAGGGAACCCUACAAUCACCCCAAGGAGAAUCCUGCGCUCCCAGUGGUUUCAAGACCCCUGGACAUGCGGAUCCUACAGUCACCCAGCAAUAGGCUGUUCAGCGCAGGACCUGGAGAACAUGAUGGAGCCUCUGCCCACAAAGGGAUCACAGUCACGGCCCCUGCAGGUGUUGUUUGCUGGAGAGGCUACUCAUCCCUGCUAUUACUCCACCGUCCAUGGAGCUGUCCUCACUGGGUGGAGAGAAGCUGAUCGACUCAUCUCUCACUACUCCUCCGUCAGUCCGUCAGAGCCACCCAAGUCAAAACUUUAAAAGAACAACGCUGCAAUGACAUAAAAAGAGAUUUAUAACUUUAUGGCAGGAAUUGUGAUUCUGAUAAUGAUGUUAUUUCAUUAAAUACAUUAAGGAUAAAGCUUUAAAUCAACUGAUGAAAGGCAUCUUUAUAUUAGGUAUAUUUUUACUGAUGAAAAAUCAAGGAUGAACUUGAAAUGACACAUGUUGUAAUCGUGUACAAAUCAGUUCAUAACAGUUAUAAGAAUUAAUAGUAACUGGCUGUAACUAUAAUUGUAAAUAUGAUUAAUACAUUAUACAGUUAUAAAUACAUUCAUAAGUCAAUCAGUAAAUGAAUGUGCACAUGAAUGUGCAAAACAAAAUUCAUGUACUAAUUAAAAUGUUUCCUUACUUUUUGAACUUACACAAACUUGGUUCUCACAUUAUGAUUAAUUUUGAAUGAUUUGUUGAAACCAUAGAAAGGUUGGAUUUUAAAAGGUAAAGCCUAUAUAAAAGUGUGUAAAAGCACUACAGAUGUUCGACUAGGAACCGAACAAGGUUGAUGUUGAGACUGAAUACUGUAACACCAGAGUUAAACAGCCAUCUGGGUUUUGUGAUCGUUGUUAAACCGAGGAGUCAUUAGAGCACACACUAUGUGUAUGACAAAAAUAUUCUGCAGAAAGAAACACACCAAAGGGCAACCCAGAAAGUUUAUAUUAGAAGAAAUGAGUUUGAAUGUUUUAUUUAACCUUGGCUCAGGGAUUUAUGACAGCACAUUUGCUAAACAAAACUAUAAGCCAUUUUUCAGGGCCAUCUAAGAGUUACUCCGGCCAACACUCCAGCAUAGUAGGUGCACCUUAACAUUGGUAGCCACCCAACAUUAAAUGGUAAAAAAAAAAAAAAAAAAAA